This is a messenger RNA of Aphidius gifuensis, 2624 nucleotides long. RefSeq names its product protein aurora borealis (gene bora). Gene Ontology annotation, molecular function: protein kinase binding. The coding region runs from base 654 to 2144 and encodes 496 amino acids. Gene Ontology annotation, cellular component: nucleus; cytoplasm. Gene Ontology annotation, biological process: regulation of mitotic spindle organization; activation of protein kinase activity; regulation of mitotic nuclear division. The record is from RefSeq and is a predicted model, not a curated record. The transcript has 2 exons. NCBI's taxonomy places the organism in Eukaryota, Metazoa, Arthropoda, Insecta, Hymenoptera, Braconidae.
AAUAAAAGUUGGAAUUAUUUAAUUAAUUAACUAUAGUUCUUCAUUUAUUUGUCUAUUUUUUUUUAGAUAAAAAAUAAUAAUAAUUAGUAAAAAAAAAAAUGAUUCAACCGUGAGGAUAGCCAAACUUCACUUUUACACGACUGUUUGGACUCAGCUUCACUCAGCUUGGCUUUCACAUCACAUAAAAUUUGCUUUAUUUUGGAUUAUUAUCAAUUAAAUAGUCUUUUUAUAUUAUUCAUAUUGCUUCCUAUCAUAAAAUAAAUAAUGAAAAGCGAUUUGUAUAUCAUCUUUCAAGUGUUUCGAAGCUAAUGUUUCUAUCAGAAGAAUUAUGGUACAUGAAAAAAAAAAAUAGAACCAGGUUGAGUCAGUUAACAUCUGGUUGUAACAACAAACAUUUAAUAACAACAGUACAGAUAAUACUACAAUUUGUCUGUUAUUAAAAAUAAUUAAUUAUAAAUAAUUAUAGAGACUUAAUUUAAAAAGAUAAAUCAUUGAAAAUUAUCAAUUUUUUUUGGUGUAGGUAUAAUUGUGAGAGAUGAUUGAUAAAGUUCUUGAACAAAAAAUAUUGGCAUGACAUAAAGUGUUGCCUAAAAUAUUCAUAGACUCUAAAAAUAUAUUUAAAAAACAUAAUUAAUAUUUUGUAUUAAAUAAUAAUGGACUAUGUUACGUCAAAUCCAAUUAUAAACUCUCCAACUUCUGAAGUACAAUCGCCAAAAACAUCUCUUGUACUGAGAACUCCUCGUAAACAAGAUGGAAAUAAACAAAAACAUAGAGCAUAUCAAAAUAGUAUUGGAGGAUUAUCUGUAUUUCCAAAUCACUUAACUCCACCAUGUGGAUUGACAAAAUUCAUUGCAAGAAAUCCAUUUGAUGCUGAUCUAACAAAUCGUUUACAUAUGUCAGUUCUUAGUCCAUCAAUAUUUUCCAAAGUAUCAUCAGUAUCACCAGAUUCACAAGAAUUUUCAUGGACAAUUGAUGAAUUGGCAAUGAUGAGUCCAGCUAAAAUUGAUGAAUUUUCAAUUCAAAAUACUCAUUGUUCUGAUCCUGAAGCUGAAACACAUGUACAAAAAGCAAUUGAUAAAUUUUUUAGUGAGAGUCAAAUACAUCCAAGUCCUUGGAGUUUAAAAAAAGAACCCAUGAAACCAUUGGUAGAAUUAUCACCAACAGAAUCAGUUGAAGAAGAAGAUCAGCACUCAAACAAAGAUUCACCAAAAAAAACUAGAACUUGCUGGUCACAAACAGAAUUAUCACUACCUCUAGAACUUCCAAAAUCAGUUGAAGAUGCAUUAAAGCCAUAUUUUACAUUUAAUCAAGAUCAAAAUAUUGAUAAUAAUGAUGCAAAUACUAGUAAUAAUAGUUCAUUAAGAAGAAAAUUAUUUUUCAAUCAUGAUGAUUCAUUUGAAGACAGUAUAGAAGAAUCAUUAAUAAUAUCACCAAUAAAAUCAACACUUAGUCCAGCUCAAAGUCAAUUUAAUGGUACACCACAUUGUCAAAAUAUAAAUCAUAUGACAAGAAAUUAUGGCAGUCCAAAUGUUAAUUAUGGAAAUAUGUCACCACUAGAUGUGUCACCAAUAUCAAGCAACACAUCAAAUAACUUGUCAUAUCAAAAUAUUAGAUUACGUAAUAGAUCUAGAUUAAAUUUUACGUCUAAUAUGAGUGUUGAUCAAUCGAUGGAUGAUAAACAUUCUAAUGAAAACCAUCAACCAGUUGUUGUUGUUGAAAAUAUUGAAAAACGUGAUGAUUUUAAUGAUCAUGAUACUGUUGAAAUGGUAUCUUUUUUAAAUGAUACAACACCAUUAAAAAAAUCUACAUUAAGACGUACAAAUUUUAUUGGAAGAUUAAAUAUUGGUGUUGAUUCAUUUAAUAAUAUAGCUGAGUUGAAAAAUAAAGGUGAUAGUAAUAAUACUCUUGUAGGAGAAUGUCCAGAACAAAGUAGUGCAUUUCAAUCUCAAGACACUGGUUAUCAAACAAAUAGUAUUAAUAAUUUGACUGAAAAUCAGUGUUUAACACCAAUUAAAAAACCAUUUUACUGGAAUGAUAAAUUAAUUGAUGAUGUUAAAAAUAAAGAAAUUAAAUUAUCUGAAUGGCAAGGAAAUAUUAUGUUCAGUUCAACUCCAUCAAAGUAUAAUAUAUUACAUAAUAACUAAACUUAAAUUAUAAUUUUUUUUAAUCAAACAACUCGUGUGACUAGUUUAAUUUCAUUGAAAAUACAUUUUGAUAUAUAGGUAUAUUAUUUUUUUUUCUCUGUACAAAAAGAAUGACUUAUAAUAAUUUUAGAAAAUAAUGAAAAAAAAAAAAAACGACAAUAAUGAAGAUCAAUAAAGUAUGAUGAUGAUAAAUAGUGUUUUUCAAAAACACUGUGCAAUUUUAUAUGAUAAAACAUCAUGAUGAAAAAUGAAAAACUAUUUUUAAAUUUUUAAAUAUAGAAAAAUGAAAAAAAAAAUUUUUGAAUAUGAAAAACAUAAUUAUAAAAGUUUAUGAGUCAAAUUGUAUUAUAUUAUAAUGUGAUUACAUAGGUAUGAAUGUUUUUUUUUUACUAUUUAGAAUUAUUUAUUUGUAAUUAUUUGAAUUUUUAGAAAAAUUUAGUUUUAAUAAAUGACAAUCAUGCAAAUAUUUUUGUUGACAAA